AGUGCAAGAAAUAAUAACUCCAAAUAUUAAGUAAUGCACGGUCUUCCAUCGCAUCGGGCCCAUGCCUGCGGUAUAUGCAUCCAUCCCCGUCAUAUGCUAUGAUAUUUUAUUGGUUGUUCUCGCCAUCACCGUCCUCGGGAAGCACCUGAAAGAACGAAAGGAACUUAAAAUGAAGCCUAACACCUACGUAGUAAUGAUCGUCCGAUAUCAUGUCAUAUACUUUGUCCUGCAUGCAGACGGCGGUGCUGAAUCUCGUACUAUUGUUCAAGAAUACCGCGCCACUGAUUAUCGCGCCACGUCUUAUUAUCAGCAUCUGGGAUACGCAUGCCAACGACAACUGCGUACAUUCAACGCACCAUCUCUGUCAACACUCUUGAGCACUAUGUAUCCGAGCCCCUAUCGACUAAUGGCCUCUGCUGUACUCUCAGGCUCGUCAGGAUCCAGUGGAGGUAGGGCACGGGAGUAG
Messenger RNA from Suillus subaureus, 466 nucleotides. RefSeq lists its product as uncharacterized. The transcript has 3 exons. NCBI's taxonomy places the organism in Eukaryota, Fungi, Basidiomycota, Agaricomycetes, Boletales, Suillaceae. Bases 62 to 466 code for a protein of 134 amino acids. The record is from RefSeq and is a predicted model, not a curated record.